Penicillium brevicompactum is the source of this 1176-nucleotide messenger RNA. Its product is annotated as F-box domain protein. The transcript has 2 exons. The coding region runs from base 1 to 1176 and encodes 391 amino acids. The record is from RefSeq and is a predicted model, not a curated record. Lineage: Eukaryota; Fungi; Ascomycota; Eurotiomycetes; Eurotiales; Aspergillaceae.
AUGCCGAAAUAUAUGAGCCGCUCCGAGGCGGGGCUUUCACGAUAUGUGCCUCUUCCCACCGAAGUCUUGAUUCAAAUUGCCGGUGCGGUUCUUGAUCAGUGGACGGAGGAUGAUUAUCCCACAUAUCAAUCCACACUUCACAGCUUCUGUCUGGUUUCUCGCCAGUGGUACUCGGCCGGCAUUGGAUCUCUGUACCACCGCCCCCAGCUUGCUCGAGGCAAUAGCUAUACUCUGUUCGCAAACACUGUAUGCCCGCCAGUCCGCUCCAAAGAUAAGAGAGUGGACUUGGGGUCACUGGUCCAAGACUUGGAUCUUUCAGGCCUGGUCCACCACAGCUCCAAUAGUCUUACGGCGCGACUACUGGGUCGGGUCAAGAAAAGCCUCAAAACAUUCAUUGCCCCGAGGAUUUCAUUUGCAUUCAACAGCCUUGCGCCCAUAUCAAAAUGCAAGGAGCUGACAUACCUUUCCCUCGGCCUAGUUGCCGAGACACUUGCACUCUCUGAUUUGAGAAAGGCUGUUGUCCACCUCAACAAGCUUGAAUCGUUGCAACUACCACCCUCAAUGGUGAUCACUGAGGAUAUCUCGGACGAUGACUGGCCCCCGAAUUUGAAAAUACUCGGAGUGGGCGGAUGCUUCGAUUUGGAGGCGAUGCCAACCUUUAAGUGGCCCCCAGCCCUGGAAACUCUCAACUUGGUUGAUUGUGAGUACUUGGCGGCGGUUCUAGAAGUGGCCGCCAUGAAUCAGCAACUCUGUACCUCACUUAAAGAGUUGACCAUCCCCUCUUAUCACUGUGACGCUCUUGCAGAAGAGCCUCCUGUGGGGUUGAGUCAUUUUGUCGCUUUACGAUGUCUUCGAAUUCCUAUUGAUGGAAUGUUUGGGACUGAUAUGAGUCCUGUGUUUGAUGUAUACAAUCUUCCCCGGUCCAUGCGUGAGCUUGUUCUCACCACGGCGGUCGAGGAAGGAUUCUCAAAAGUUGAUACCGACGAGAUGUGCAAAGUAUUGAGAGGGGAGAUAUCUCAAGUUUGUGGUUUGGGCAUGAGCCCAAGCUGCUAUAAGCUGAUUCCUCGAGCUACUCGAGCUAUCAUUGACAAGUUGGUAUGGGAGAAUAUUGAUGAUUGUCCCGAGGAUGAGCUGGAUAAUCUUUUUGAUCUGGGACUCUAUGUAACUGACGCAUAG